AUGUACGCCUUUAAUAACUACUGUCCCGUUUGCGACAAGUUGAUCCCUAAUUGUUCUCCUUCUAAAUUAUCCAGAACUAACUCUACUAGUAGUGAUAAGUCUACGGAUAAGUUAUAUUGCUCUCAUGAGUGUGAAAGAAAGGACAAGUUGAAUAUUGUCAACAGUACAAUCCUAGCAUCCAAUGACAUUGGUGACAGUACAGGUGCUAUCCAUGAUGAACUUGAUGAGGUUACCUCUGUGAUUUCAGAUCAAGGUAUGAUGGCAUUGGAUGAGCCAUUACAAAAUCAACCUGAUUAUUCAGGCGAUGAUUCUCAUAUCGUGCCAGAUCAUUUACCUGCAGUUCUGGCAAGCCCUGCUUCCUUUUCACAUAGUCUCGGUAAUGAUCAUGAAGAUUUCCCAUCUAUUACAAUUACUACAGUGACGGGAGAUAUUACUUCAAAGACAACUCUAGAUGAAAGGGAACAACUCUUAGCGUCUCCAUUCUUAUUACCUUUAAGUUCUAAUAAUGAGAAGAAUUCAUUGUUCGAAAUGAAUGAACAUAUUGAUAACUCUCUCACAUUAGGUGAGAGUUUGAUUCCACAUUAUUACAAUAUACCACCAUUAAAUUCAUUCUAUAAUAUUCCCAAAACACUAUUCAUCGGUUCAAACUCGAAGACAAGUCAAGAAAAUUGUUCAUUCGACCAUACCGCAGAAACCAAUUACAAACUAUGGUUAUCAAAUAACAUUCCAUAG
Maudiozyma barnettii is the source of this 732-nucleotide messenger RNA. RefSeq lists its product as uncharacterized. The transcript has a single exon. Lineage: Eukaryota; Fungi; Ascomycota; Saccharomycetes; Saccharomycetales; Saccharomycetaceae. Bases 1 to 732 code for a protein of 243 amino acids. The record is from RefSeq and is a predicted model, not a curated record.